Molecule: messenger RNA, 12277 nt
Organism: Nycticebus coucang (slow loris)
Lineage: Eukaryota; Metazoa; Chordata; Mammalia; Primates; Lorisidae
Gene: PSD3
Product: pleckstrin and Sec7 domain containing 3
Exons: 17
Coding region: 214-4074 (1286 amino acids)
Biological process (GO): regulation of ARF protein signal transduction
Molecular function (GO): phospholipid binding; protein binding; guanyl-nucleotide exchange factor activity
Source: RefSeq, a predicted model, not a curated record
UGUUCUGUGAACUGGUGGCGGAGGAAGGAAUGGGAUAUUCUCAACUUUGAGAUGUUUACCCUCUACUUCAGGAAAACACACAUACUAAAGUGUGGCCAUUGGGGGAACCAUGGGCUGAGUCACAUCUGCCCACAGCUGCAGCUGUUUGCAUCCCUGGGCACCAAGGUCUGAAACUCGACCUUGGCAAGGACCAGCCCUACCCCCUUGGAGGAAAUGGCUGGGCAGCCUCAGCAACAGCAGAUGAAAACUUCCUUCCUCUUCAUCCAGCUGCAGGCUCCCCCUGUCCGGGCUCUCCCCGCCCAGUCUCCAGCCUCUGCAGCCAGCAUAGCAGCCCCAGGGGGCCUGGAGGAGAGAAACAUGCUCCCAAGUCCCAGGGCGGGCUUCUUGGCAAGCAGGGACCUCGGGAGAACACAGGGCUUGGCUGCUUCUCCUUCAAGCCUGCAGCAGGAGGCAGGCCCUGGGACAGAGCGAGAGGCUGCAUUUGGCUGCUCUGCUCUGAAGGAAAAGAAGACGGGGGAGGAAAAGCCCCAGGACCUGGACACGACCAGGGGUGUCUGCGGCUCCCCCCAUCGUGGGCAUUGUCCACCCCCAGCCUCUAGGAAACUUGGCUGGCAAGAGCCCCUGCCAUGCGGGCGUCCUAGCCCAGCUCCCGGCAUGAGCAAUGAAAGCAGUGAUCCCUGCCCAGGUUGGAAUCACUGGCCGAUCCUGUCUGUCCCCCAGGACCUGUGGGGCAUGGACACCCUGUGUGGGAAUGCCUUGGGAUGCUCCAUUCCACGGGCUGUCCUGGCCCAUGCUGCUGAUGACAGGGAACGGGCCAUCCGGAGGAGAGGGGCUACGACCCGCCAGGUGCUCCCCAGGAACUGUGAGGAAGGCACAGGUACUUCAAUGCUGGCGACAUGGGCACUGGUCUACAGGGACUGCCCUGCCAUCCAGACCAGCAUGGGCUGCCCAGCCCCACCUGCUGCUCUGCCUCUCAAGGCAGAGACAUUUGUUUGGGUUAACAAUGUGUCUGCACAUUCCCAGAGUGUUGCCAAGGCCAAAUAUGAAUUUUUAUUUGGCAGACCUGAAGAGAAAACUCCAGAUACCAGUGAUCAUGGAGGAAGCACUUUACUCCCACCGAAUGUCACCAAUGAAUUUCCAGAAUAUGGGACCAUGGAGGAAGGCGGAGAAGGCCUAAGAACUUCUCUGGAGUUUGAUGCCGAGUCUCUGCCAUGCCACCCACAAGGGCAGCAUGGGGUCCACCUUCCUGGUGGCCACCACUCUGGGCUCAACAGUGUUACAGAAGGACAAAAAGAUGUCAGAGAGGCCCCCUCUCAAAGUCACCUCAAGGAACAAAGUUUACAACCCAUUGACUCUUUGAUUUCAGCUCUGAAAGCCACAGAGGCCAGAAUAGCUUCAGGGACAUUUCAGGCUACAAAGGUACUGAACAAAGACGGUGUUUCUAAUUUUUCAGCUCAACAGGUAGAAAAAGAGCUGGACACUGCCAAUUGUAGAACACAGAGAGCCAAUAAACUACUCCCUGCUAGCCAAGAAAAGUCACCAGACAUACCUCGUUCUGCUGAAGUAACAACUGAGGACAAUUUUUAUUUGAGCAUCCAGAAGGAUCUGACUGCGUUGUUGACUGGAGACACUCAGGCAGAGCUUUCCCAGAUAACUAAGAGUGGGAGAGAAGGGGCAGCAACAGUGUCCUCCCUGGGGAGCCCAGCAGUGACCCACAACUCUGUGGGCAGUGUCGGUUUUUUGAAGGAGCAGAAGUCUUCUCUCGGGAGAGGGCACCCGGAGAGAUAUGAUCGAGGCAGCUCCCUGGGACGCCCAGGCCGGAUCAAACAUGUGGAAUUUCAAGGGGUGGAGAUACUGUGGUCAGGAGAUAAGAGAGAGACUCAGUAUCCUGUUGAUUUUGAAACAUCACUGGAAAGGACAGCCUGUCCUGUAAGCAAAGAGUUUUCCAAAGUGCCAAGCCAGUUCAUCUCAUCUGCUGGUUUGUGCUCAGUUCGUUUAACUGAGAAUGUUUGGGAUGAAACCUGGAAAGCUCCGUCAGGGAGGCCUGGCACUAGCUCAGGGUCAUUUCCCCCUGUGCUUCAUGAUGAGAGUGGAGAGGAUGACGUCUUCCUGAAGGAAAGCAAACCACAUCUGGAGGAGAAACCUGAACCAGAGAGAGACACAGCAAGGAUCAUUGAGCAGGAGGAACACAUUACGGGAGAAGAUGAAGAUAUCCUUGGGCCCGGGUACACGGAGGACUCCACCGAUGUGUACAGCUCCCAGUUUGAAACCAUUCUGGAUAACACUUCUUUAUACUAUAGCGCAGAGUCAUUGGAGACAUUGUACUCAGAACCUGACAGCUACUUCAGCUUCGAAAUGCCCCUCACUCCGAUGAUUCAGCAGCGCAUUAAAGAAGGCGGUCAGUUCUUGGAGAGGCCUUUGGGGGGAGGACAUCAGGACGUCCUGAGUGUCUCAGCAGAUGGAGGAAUAGUGAUGGGCUAUUCCAGCGGGGCCGCCAACGGGCUGAACGAUCCCAGCGACUCCAUCUACACGAGAGGCACCCCGGAGAUUGCUUUCUGGGGAAGCAAUGCUGGGGUGAAAACAACUCAGCUGGAGGCUCAUUGUGAAAUGGGGAGCACUGAAAUGGUGGAAAAGGAGACCUCAGAAAGUCUCAGUAACGGUACCAGCAGCAACGUGGACGCAGCCAAAAGGUUGGCCAAACGCCUUUAUCAACUAGACAGAUUCAAAAGAUCGGAUGUCGCAAAACACCUAGGCAAGAACAAUGAAUUUAGCAAACUAGUUGCAGAAGAAUAUCUGAAGUUUUUUGAUUUUACGGGAAUGACGCUGGAUCAGUCUCUCAGGUAUUUCUUUAAAGCAUUUUCUCUUGCGGGAGAAACUCAAGAACGAGAGAGAGUUUUAAUACACUUUUCAAAUAGAUAUUUUUAUUGCAAUCCAGAUACCAUUGCUUCACAAGACGGAGUCCAUUGCCUUACCUGUGCAAUAAUGCUGCUCAACACCGACCUGCAUGGCCAUAAUAUUGGGAAGAAGAUGACCUGCCAAGAGUUCAUUGCAAAUCUCCAAGGAGUAAAUGGGGGUGUUACUUUCUCCAAGGACCUGCUGAAAGCUCUGUACAACUCAAUCAAGAAUGAGAAGCUUGAAUGGGCCGUAGAUGACGAAGAGAAAAAAAAAUCUCCCUCGGAAGGUACGGAUGAGAAGGCUAAUGGAACACAUCCUAAGACCAUCAGUCGAAUUGGGAGUACUACCAACCCGUUUUUGGACAUUCCUCAUGACCCAAAUGCUGCUGUGUACAAAAGUGGCUUCUUGGCUCGGAAAAUCCAUGCAGAUAUGGAUGGAAAGAAGACUCCAAGAGGAAAGCGAGGAUGGAAAACCUUUUAUGCUGUACUGAAGGGAACAGUUCUUUACUUGCAAAAGGAUGAAUAUAAGCCAGAAAAGGCCCUGUCUGAAGAGGACUUGAAAAACGCCGUGAGCGUGCACCAUGCGCUGGCAUCCAAGGCCACGGACUACGAGAAGAAGCCAAACGUGUUCAAACUUAAAACUGCUGACUGGAGAGUCUUGCUUUUUCAAACUCAGAGUCCAGAGGAAAUGCAAGGGUGGAUAAACAAAAUUAAUUGUGUUGCGGCCGUAUUUUCUGCACCACCAUUCCCAGCAGCCAUUGGCUCUCAGAAGAAGUUUAGCCGUCCACUUUUGCCUGCCACUACAACAAAAUUGUCUCAGGAGGAGCAGCUGAAGUCUCAUGAAAGCAAGCUGAAGCAGAUCACCACCGAGCUGGCCGAGCAUCGCUCAUAUCCCCCCGACAAGAAGGUUAAAGCCAAGGACGUAGACGAGUACAAGCUAAAAGAUCACUAUCUGGAGUUUGAGAAAACCCGUUACGAAAUCUAUGUCAGCAUUCUCAAAGAAGGAGGCAAGGAGCUCCUGAGUAAUGAUGAAAGUGAGGCCACGGGACUGAAGAAGUCGCAUUCGAGCCCUUCGCUGAACCCAGAUUCAUCUCCAAUCACUGCCAAGGUCAAGCGCAAUGUGUCAGAGAGGAAGGAUCACCGACCUGAAACACCAAGCAUUAAGCAAAAAGUUACUUAGAAUCCAUCUGCGGCCAGGAAAUGCUGGUCAUGGAGCAAAAUUGGGUUUUUCAAGAUCUUUCUGGUAAUCCGUGAAUAUAUUUAAAAAAAAAGUUGGUGACAAAAUGGUGCAUUAGUAACUUUUUCUAUUGUAUAUUUUUUUUUUUUUAGUUUCUGUACAGAUUGUCUUUGCUCUUUAUUUCUUUGCUUUGAUGAUUUUUUGCAACUUGAGAACUAAUGCACCUUUUUUGUGAGGGGUGGGAUCGUGAUUUCCGAGUAAAUUAUGUAUCCAUUCCCCUUUGGUUUUCUCGUUUGCACUCUGCUCAGUUGUCUUAUGUAUUCUCAAAUCAACUGUUUGACUUUUUUUUAAGGUUAAACGAUUGAAUCCAUUGUGAAACACUUAACUGGACAAACUGUAGUUUAGUAAAUUCUAGCCAGAGUUAAUAUAAGCCUUUAUAUGUGAAAUCUUGCCCAGUCACAGAGGUGGAACUGAGCGCUCACAGACGCUCAAGUCAGAAUUGCAAUGCUGGGAAUGAAGAUGUUCCAAGGUGACACAGCUCCGCCUGCAUCUCGGCACUCCUUGCUGAGUUCUGACCCUGCUGGAAGCAGGGAAAGGGCGCUUGAAGACCACAGGACUGCAGAUCUUAGGGAAACACAGGAGAUUGCCUAAGUGUUGAUUCCUCUUCAGCUGAGCAAGGGAAAGAAGUGGAGUCAUUUUGCCAUUGAACAUGAGAAAAGAGAGAUACCGGGUUACUUUGGUUCCCUAAAGGAUAAUGGUGAUGUUUAGCUCUUGGAGAGCUGUAGCAGUGGGCAUGUUUGGUCUGCAGAGAAUUGAUACCUCACUCCCACAGGGUCUAGGCUGGGAAUCCAGAAUCAUCUCUGUUGUUGAUACCCUUCUAUUCUGGAAUAAAUCCUUUUUUAUGCUACAUGUAUAUGUGUGGGCAUCAACUGGGUUUUGACCUGGUAGUGAUAGUGGGGUCUUCCUUCCUAACAAAAUAAUACUGAAAAUGGAACCCCUUUUGUUCUUUCCUUAAGGCCAGGCAAAAUAAGGGAGGAAAAAGUAGCUGCAGUUGUCUGCAAUGGAUGUGGAUUCCUUUAAAUAAAUCUGAAAGUAAUUGAAAGAAUUGUGGUUGGAAGACCGAGGGAUCCCCCAGUUGCAUAGGGAUCUGCCAGUUGCAUAUGCAAAAUGACUUAAUUUAUUCCUAUCGUCAGCCUCUUUGGCAGCCACUUCACUUUGCUACUAUUGAACUUUCUCCUAAAAAUACUUCAUUUUAAAUCAAAUCUUUCUAUUUACUCAAAAUAAUUCUAUUAACCUCACAGUCACAAGAUUGUUCCAGUUACAUCCCCUUUGAAAUCCAGGGUGAUAAACAGAAUAUUAUUUUGUAGAGUAAGAGAAAGGAGUAAAAAUGUAGCCCACUGUGACUUAGAAGUUUCUGAGUUCCAAUCAUUGAAACUCCACAAUCCCUAAAGCUGUCAUCUCUACAAAUGGCAGAACUUCAGAGCUAAUGGAAUCACCUUGAUUAUUCCUUUUCCUCACGUAGAAAUUUUCUCUAGUUCUACUUGGAUUAUGAGUUGAAGGUACUAUGACCAAAGAACCAGCUGCUCUGCAGGCACAGCGUGGUUCCAGGGCACUAGAGAGAACCUGCCAUGAUACCAUGGUCGCUUCUAAGUGGUAUAUCAUUACGACGUACCAGAAUUUAUUUACAGAAUUAUUUAUUAACAUUUAUUUUCUUCACUUAUAUAAAUGUCUGUGUUUGCUGGUGUCCAGAGAAGAGUUACCCCUCUCUAAGGUCCUAGUGGCUUGCUUUGUGAUAAGUAUUUUGCCACGCCUUUGAACAACUCGAACCCUCCAUCUCGUUUAGGUAAAGGCAAUGACUAAAUUUAUGUUUCAGAACUGCAGAGCAAGCAUGGUGGUUACACAGAUGGACCGUGUACCUGAUUAAUUUUUGUAGCUUCUUACUAAAUCCUAGAUUUCCACAAACAAGUUGCCUUUCUUAAUCUAAAUGAGCUGCAUAUUUGUUUUCUACUAAGCAGAGGGGAGAGAGGUACCUAGACCACGUCAUCUAUGAGUUUCAAUAACUGAAGAAAAAUUAACUUCCCUGACUGGCUUGAAUGUGUGUGCCCACAGUGUGUGUCUGUGUAUAUAGAAUGUAGCUGUGUGUUUUACUUGUGGUAUUUAAUGUACAUUGAAUGGUACCUUGCUACGGUAUUUCUAGCAUAGUCUUGAAAUACUUGCUAGCAUCAGCGCCACUACUGCGCUGUUCCUGCCGUGACUCACCAAUGUUAACGCUGGGGAAUUCUGGAUAAUGUGAAUAGAUUAUUGGAUAAGAAGGGCUCUUUUGAAGCUAGGGUAUACCAUGUUUGCAUAGUGGAUCUUUCAAGACAACUUGAAAGGUUCUUUUGUGAGCCAGAAUCUCAGAUUGCCAGACAGGGCUGAGAACGCCUCUGAAAGGUUGCUGUCUGUUGUCAGUGCGUAUAGCAGGCCAAGAGUGUGCCAUAGGGAGGGAACGGCCUCCAACUGGACUAGAUGCUGGAAUCUGGCCCAUAGCCAACCAUGUGAUGAUUCUGUGUGUAAACAUUUCUUUCCUAUGGUAUCUACUCAGAAGUUGGUGAUUUUUCCUUUCAGAGCUGGUCUAAGGCUUCUGCCCAGUUCACGGUACAGAGGAGUCCCCCAUCCACAUCCCUUCUCCAGGGACUCCCUCCUCCCCCUCCCCUACUCUCCUCUUCCCUCCUUAGUGCCCAAGGGCCUGAGGAUUUCUAUCCAUGUGAUAAAAUGUCCUUAUCCUUUUCACAUAAAUAUGCUCAAUAUCAAUUUUUAGUAUACACAAUGUAGGUAGUCAUCAAAAUACCUUGGAAAUAGUCUUGUUGCAAAAUUGUCCAUAUGAGUGGCCCAUAUAUAAAAUAUUUUCCAGUUAGGUGUCAGAGAUCCCAGGCUAGCCAUCAAAACUUAAUCUCUAGUAUGCAGAGUCUUUAUUUGAUUGCCAGACCAUAGGCAUUCCUGAAGUGCACUUUUGAAGAAAAAGGAAAAAUUUUUUCCAGUUCUUAGCAGUGUCUAAUUAAUCCAAGCAAUACUUUGAAGCAUGUUCACUAAUCUCAGUAAAACCAACAUGGGGGAGAGUCCUCUGAUGGAAGUAUAGCUCCUGAAUUGUAACCUUUUGUGUUGCUUGCAGGCAGAGAGUCUGGAAGCAUUUUCUCAUGCAAUGGUCUUGUGCCAAAUGCAAGACCCUCCGUGCUUCGCAGCUGUUACCCUAAUCCAGAAGAUGAGGACCAGUUCCUAGGCAGAAAUGAGAGGAGGGAAUUAAUUCUGGAAGAGGAAAAUCUGGCUGGCUUUCCAAAGCCAAGCUAGGUUUCUCUUUGACCCUAUGACCAAAUCAUAGAACUUCUGAGGCUGAAGAAGUAUUGACAUAACCAGCAGGGAAAAGAGGCUUUGCUGCCUAAGCACAAAGUGACAUGGAGUUUCCGCUGUCUUUUGUCAUGUACAGAUCAGGGAAGAUGUUCUUAGAUAAGGCAGGGCCUGCUCUGUCAGGAGCUGUACUUCUUCUGGGUCUUUUUACGUAACAUUGACUCCUGGAAGAAAAUUGACCUUAAUGAAGUUUCUCCAUUGUCUCACUAGCAAGAUCUUCUAGGGUUUAGUUACUUGCCCUUGGAGAUUUGAAUCCCUCCAGCAUUUUCCUUGUAGUCAGCAGUUCAGCUUGUUUCAGCCUGAAUUCACAGGGAGUCUCUUGGCUCUGUUAGGUCCAGAUCUCUGCAGUUGAACUCUUGUGCACUCAAGUUUUGAGCAGUGAAUGAUCAGAUCCCCUUGGCUUUUCCAAUUGUAAAACUAGCCCUGUAAAACCAAGAACCAAAGUGGCAUCUGAGGACUUGUUCAAAAGUAGAGUUGAGUUUGUCAGUAAUGGUGCAACAUGGGGUUUAAAUAGUAUCUGCUUCUCUUUUGAAACACCUGAAGUUACUCUGACAGAAAAAGACCAGUCUGCUUUGCGGGCACAUGAGCCUCUGGGCCCCCUGCCUUGCUUGCUCGGCAGCUUUCUGGCCUUCUUCUCUCUCAGGCCAAGCUCCUGGUCUGCCCCAGGUCACAGAUUUCCCUCCACUAGUCUCUUGACAUCUUUCAUCAUCAAGUCAUCCAAGGAACUUGAGAAAUCACUACAGAAUAAUCUCGGGAUAGAUGUCGCUGGCGACAGAGAGGUGCGUUGUCACUGCUGUUCCUCUCGGAUGCCUUUUCCAUCUCUCACCCCUUAGAGGAGGAUUGAAGUCCAGAGUCAUCUCCUUUUGCGCCUGCAGUAUCCAACACCUAAGUGGGCAGUUUUCUGCCUAGGACAAUGACUGGCCCAUUGCAUGUAGAGAGAAUGUCUUCCGAGAGAGAAUGCUAGUAAAUACUUGAAUCUGCAUGAUAGUUUGUUGACUUGAAUGCAACAGCAAGAAAAUAUUGCAAGUUAAUUGUACAUACAGUAGGUCCCCUUAAGUCUCUUGGCUCAUCCUUUGUAAUGUGUGUGUGUAUCUGCAGUAUUACAGGUUUUUGGAGAAUAUUCUUACAGAUAGUCAGGCAUCAAAGAAAAAGCUUUCCGUCACCUGCCAGUGUUGUGUUUGUGGGUAUUUAUAAUUGUACGUGUGUAUAUGCCUCAAUGUGUAGAUUGUGUACCAGUAUAUAGUACAUGUACAUCAAAAUUAUUUUUGUCCUUAAUAACCAGUGUGAUACAAUAAAGCAAGUAAAAACCUCAUAGGAUCGAUAAUACAGUGAAGUUGUUGAGAGUAUAUAUAGUGAUAUUGUUUUAUGAAACUUAAAUUCAAAUGAUAUUUUGAUUAAAUUUUUUAAAUAAGACUUUAUGCUGGAAAAUUCUGUCUUUGAGCUUUGAAUCACCAGGGCAAAAAAUGACCUUGAACUGACCUUGUGAAUCUAUUGCAGCGUACUGUGUGCAAUACCGAGGGCAUAGCUCCUUAUAAUUUGGGAAAUACAGAAAGAAAAGGAGAAAAAAAAAAAAAGGGCAGCCUGUACAGUCUUAGUAUCUUUAGUAUUAAGAGCACUUAAACAUAAAGUCAAAGUGACAAUUUGGGGCUUCUUACAAAAUGUGAUGCUUUAAAGCACACGUUCUUUAUUGUUGUAAUUAGUCCAGAAAAAUACAGCUUUCAGAAGAAUUCACUAAGUACCCACCGUAUCAUUUAUGUAUUUGUGUGUAUUUUGCAGGAGAUUAAAUCGCCCUCCUGGUGCCGCGUCAUAACCUCUUUUCUUUGAAGAAAUAUCACAAGCACUAACGUACAUCAGGGCAUCCCCAGACUGGGUACUGUAUGCUAGGUUCGCAGUUGUACAAAUUAGCAUCUAGUGUCAGAGGUAAGAAUUUUAGGACCAGGUUUAAACUUUAUUUGAAAUAUUUUUAUACUUCCGUCUCUUUUUCCUGCCUCUCCCCAAAGAAGAGCCACUGGCCUUAGUUGUUUGAGCUUAUUGCUUAUAUUAUAGAGUGUAAAUAGAUAACUAGAGACUUAAAUUUUAUUAACCAGCAUGUUUGGUGUAUUUAAAGCGAUGGCUGAGUGUGGUUGAGUGAGUGUUUGAGUGCAGUGUCUUCUGUUUAAACACACUGCCUCGUGUCUUUUCUAUCCGAUUCAGAGAAUUGGAAUUGUGGGGUGGGAGACUAAUCUUCAGCUCCAGGCUACAGUAGUGUGUUGGUAGUUACACUUGAGUUUUGCCUUUUUUUUUUUUUUAAUUCACUCUUUAGUCUCCAACUAUUUUUGCAAAUAUAUCAUUUUUCCUAAUUUCUUCUUGACGUGCAGUGGACUGGCUCUGUGACUGAGCAGCAGGGUCUUAGUUUUGCAAGAAUAUUUCCUUCCAGGAAUUAUUAUGAUUUGCAAAAACAGCCAUUUGAUUCAGAAAUCAUAUAGAAAAAAGGUGUAGCAGAAAUAAAACGUUUUAUUUUGGGCCUUAAUCAUUUGCAAUGUUUGGACUUAAUGUAAAGCCAUGGAGGUUAUGAAGCCGAGUAACCAUUAAACAUGAAUGAUAAUAUCUACUUCAUAGAGACUAUGUAUGCACAUUGAUUUUUAAUGCCGUUAGGAUACUUUUUUUUGAAGCUAUAGGAACAAGAGUAAUUAGACCAAAUUGAAUUGGGGGGAUGGUAAAUGGGUUCCUUUCCAUUUGGGGUAACCAUGCAUGUGGUCAGUCCUCUGCUCCCGAAAGAUUCAGAGCCAGUUUACUGUCCCCUUAGGUGUGUAAGGGAGAAAGUUGAUGUGUCUGGGACCUCUGACAUGUGUACACAGGCUUGCACACGUGCACACACAGUGAAUGUGUUAAGUUAUACAAACAUAAGACUUAAGAUACAAAGGGCCAGAGUCUUCCAAAGAGCUGGAGGGGAGUGGAAACUGCACGAUGGAAACUGCAUGAUGGAUGUUUUCCAAGGGCUGGGGUGGAAUCUGAGCUCUAGUAUCUCACUUUUUGAGAUGCACUGUGUGUUUAACAAAUAAGUGGGGGUGGUGGUGCAUACCUUUCUAAAGGAUCACCAAAUGGAAGGCUUUCUUGUAAUUUAUAAGCAGACCUCUCAGCGUCCCUCCGUAGCCUGGGUGAUGUUCUAGAAAGCCAGUGUGUGUCCUUUUCCAAGGUGGCAGAGCCAUUUGCUCUACAGAUCAUUCCUCUGAGAAGACGUGCAUGUGGAAAAACAGGGAGGCCCCGUUCACAGGAGCCCUGGCGUGGAUUGUCCACGCUCCCCCCCCACACACCGCCCACCCAGUGGACUGGUAAGAGAGCUCCUGGUAAAUAUGCUGAACAGUUGAGCACUUUUCCACAAGCAACCACAGCCGGGCUGAAAUGGGAAGGCUUCUGGCAGGGCAGAGAGUUAACUUCUCACCCAUAGUGCUAUUCAAAUAAACACCUUAACUUCAAUUCCUGAAAAUGUUGGUUAGUGGAGAGAAUUUCGGAGUUUCUAAAUAAGUCUUUAGAGGCUCCUAGGAGAGUCCCCAGUCCAAGGCUUGAUCAAGGACCACCUUGCAGGACUGAAGUUGGCUGGGCUCUGCAGAAAGUGAUCCUGUAUCUUCUCAGCCAAGGGAGCUUCUCUGCCAGCCUCGCCCUCCACUUGGGCUUCUACUGAGCUGCAGCCACAUCCUGGGUUUGAAUGUUCCUUCUCUGGCUCUGGGGUUCCCAGUGUGCCGACCAGGUGACCCUGGCGAGGCAAGAUAGCCACUCUGACUGAAGCGAAGGCCACCUAUUUUGCCUGUGCAAGAAACAAACUAGCACAUUGAAUUCCAACCAGGGAGGGAAGAUACCUUUGCCUUCGCACCCAGAUUUCUGAUGUUUCAUUUUGUAACAUCACUGAACUUUUUGCUUAGCAGCUCUGCUCAGUCAGAGGAGAACUGUUUGGGUAAUGGCCUUAAAUGCCUCCCUGCAGUCUCCUCUGCCUCAAGUUUUAGGAACCCAUUUCUAGAACAGAAAUGUACACAAGUGGAGAAUCUGCGUAGUCAGCCUUGAUUACCAUUAAGAUUGGCAGAAGGACAGUAAUUUGAAUUUUUUCAAUUUGAAACAAGCCUUUAACUCUUCUAGCCUAUUAAGCGGGUUACAUUCACGGUGGCUCAAACUGAUUGGCAUUGUAGAACAUUUCUUUACCUUCAAGAUUUUCUCCACCCACCAAUCAUUUCAGUUUCAUUGCAGUCCUGGUGCCAUAUGUCCCCUGCAAAUUGUGAAAGUAAUUAGUGAUAAAAUAGCAGCCUGCUCCUUUCCAGUGGCCAAACUGUCAGCAUUAGCAGACUUGAGUAAGCUAGUGGUACCAUAUCAUGUCCUGGAAACCUGUUCCUUAUUCCACCCACCACAUUCAAGAAAUGCCAUCUCCUAGAAGAUGACGGCAUUUAUGGUGGUUGUCUUUUGAAUGGAACAGUAAUUUGUGUGGAUAUUGUUAAAGCAUUCAAAGAAUAUUUUGAAAAUUAAGUUUACAUUUUACAAUUGCUUUAUUUUUAUUAAAAUAGAUGUACAUAAAUAUCACCCUAUUUCACUGUUGGUAAAACCUAAACCUUGUAGACAAGUGAGUCACUGAUAUGAAGCUGUGAUAUAUACAGUACAUUUAUUGUGUAAAUGUUUAUGAAUACAACUGUUCCCAUGUUUUUAUAAGUUGGGGGUAUUGUUUCACGACAACAAAAUUUAUUGCAUUUAAAUGGUUUUUAUGUAAUAGAAAUAAUGCAAAAUAGUGAAGGAUUUAAAAUAUGUAUAUGACAUAUGUAAAUGUACUUUAGGAAGAAAUAAAUUCAACAAAUUUCAAUCA